UCAUUCAACAUGAGAGCCCUCAUUUUGCUGGCAUUAGUCAUUGGGGUGGCCUACUGCGCUCCGCAAUUGAUGUAUUAUGAGCUAGAGUACAAACCUGUCCCGGCCUCACAGGGCCUUCCUGCGGCCGCUGCUGCAGCUAGACCUUCAGAGGUCGAGAUUCUUUUGGCAGCUCAGCAGGCUGCAGCUGGAGUUCCUGGUCAACCUGUCCGCGGCUUCAUUAAGCAUGAGAUUCCCCAGCCCCCAGGCAAAGAAAGUGUUGAAGUUCUCUACCCAUUCAGCUUUCCUCAACCUGCCCCUGCUGUUCCUGCUGUUCCUGCUGUUCCCGCUGUUCCAGCUGUUCCAGCUGUUCCUGUUGUUCCCGCUGCUCCUGCUGCCCCUGCCCCUGUUCCAAAGGACGACGAUGAUGAUGAUCAUGAUGACUGA
Messenger RNA from Carassius gibelio (silver crucian carp), 423 nucleotides. RefSeq lists its product as uncharacterized. The coding region runs from base 10 to 423 and encodes 137 amino acids. The transcript has 7 exons. NCBI's taxonomy places the organism in Eukaryota, Metazoa, Chordata, Actinopteri, Cypriniformes, Cyprinidae. The record is from RefSeq and is a predicted model, not a curated record.